GCUUAUCGAGAAUAAUGAAAUGAAUAAUGAAAUGUUAAUUGUAAAUUAUUAUUCUAAUGAUAAUUAGAGAAAAUAAAUUUUAAAAUAGAGUGUAAUGUUUUAACAAACAUAACAAAAAAUGUACUUGAUACAGAGACUUUACUAUCUUAAAUAAAAAUUGACAACAAUAGUCUAUCAUUAGUUUCAACGAACACUCCAUUUGUUUGAAAACAAAAUAUGGCGACUUCCAAAAGAAAAGACGAUGGAACUGAUGCUACAAAUGGACAUUACGACUCCGAGAAAGAAAAACAUUCCUCUUAUAAGAGAUCGGAAAACCAGAAAAAAUUACCUAUACAAAUUGAACAAAGUACUUCAGAAUUAAUUAUUAGCAUAAUUAGAGAUGGUAUUGAUGGUUUUAUUUUUUGGAGUAUUUUUCAAGCUUUGGCAGCAAUGAUCUGGUUUUUCCCAUUAAAUGAACUAGAAAUAUCAGGAUAUGAAGCAUUUGCUGCUGUCUGGCUGUCUCCAGUUCUUUGUCUGGUGCCAGGGGUACACAGUUUUCUACAAGAGAAAAAGGUUUUAAUAGUCCUGCGUCUGUUAACAGUUGUUUGUUUAGCAUCAUUCCAAGCCUCCACAACUCUUUCACGUCUUGUUAUUCUUGCAAUAGGAGCUGGUGUGUCCAUGUUAGUUCUGGUGGCUACACUGUGGCAUUCAUCUACGGCUAUCAGGUAUAGAACAUACUGGAGUUUGAUUCUUGGGCUGAAUGCCUUUUUAGCUAGUCGUGUCUGGUACUUGACUUUUGUGCCUACCUGGUGGGAUAAUAUGACCAAUUCCAUUGUGAUUGCUUUUGGGGUCAUCUCUGUGAUUUCCAGUAGUUUAGAAGAUGUAUAUAAAUCUCAAGACAAAGUUCCAAUCCAGUCCAGUAGUUUGAAGUCUGUUGCCUGUGGCAUUGGGUUAGGUAGCAUUCUGUAUUUGACACAUAUGUGUCUAGGUGAGGCGUCACUUAUCACUCGAUGGACUGUGAAAAGUUAUCCAGACACAGGACCACUUCCUCUCCCGUGGGGUUCCUGUGUUCUUGUUGCUGUUCUACUUGGAUCUCUGGUGAGGAUUCACAUUGCACCUUUAGUAACUGUUGUGGCAGCUACACUCUGUAUUUAUACUUUGUUACUGUGUCCGAAUCCUUGGCUUGGAUUUACUGCUGGCUGUGUCUUGGCUUACCUGAUUAUGUGUUUGUGGCCUGUUGUUAUUGACUCACUGACUGAAUGCAAACCUGGAGUAUGUCUCACUGUUGCCAGUAUUACUUAUAUUUUUCAGGUUUUAUUUUGGGUUUGGACUGUAGCUUUUAACUUUGUGCCUUAUGGAGAACACACCAGGGAACAUACAGAUUGGUUGCUUGGUCUAGUCAUGGCAGGAGUGGCUCUGCUGGUUCUGUGCUCCAAUUCCUCGCCAGGCUGUGUCACUCGGUACGACAAGAAGGACAAGUCUGUACCAUCGUGUACUCUUUAUGCAAAAGUGAUUUUUCUUGUAUUUCUCAUUGGCCAACUUGGCAUGUAUCAAAGAUACAUAAAAUAUAAGCCAGGACCAAGUGAUAAGCCCAACCCCAAAAUGUUCACUGCUGCAAUAUGGACUUAUCACUUCGGUUAUGACAACCGUGGUUGGCCAAGCAUGGAAAGGGCUGCAACAAUGCUGAAUGACACAGGAGCUGAUGUGAUCACAUUGUUAGAAAGUGAUGCCUCUAAACCUUUCCUGGGCAACAACGACCUGGCCACUUGGCUAGCGGAGAAACUCAACUUUUAUGUGGACUUUGGACCUUCAACAAAAGACCACACUUGGGGAAAUCUGAUUCUGUCCAAGUAUCCAAUAGUCAAGUCAACUCACCAUCUGCUGCCUUCACCACAUGGAGAGCUUGCCCCCGCUGUAACGGCCAGCAUAAAUAUUAGUGGCACAAUUGUGGAUUUUGUUGUGACUCACAUGGGGAACGACAGAGAUGUUCUAGACAGGAAGCUACAAGCCGAGUUCCUAGCAAAGGAACUCAAGAACUCCCUCAAUCCUGCAGUGUUUCUUGGCUAUGUGACAUCAGCCCCAAAAAGUGAAAAUUACUAUCAUUUGUUGAGAGAAGGCCAGAUGAAGGAUAUAGACCCAACUGACGAGGAUCGAUGGUGCCAGUAUAUUAUGUACAAGAAACUUAUUAGACUUGGAUACGCCCGAAUCUCUCACGGAGGUCUCAGUGACACAGAAGUUCAACUUGGAACUUUUCAAAUACCAGAGGACUUGAAUGAUUAUGAAGACAAAGAGAAAGUGACCAUUAGCCCCAAGAGACAGCAGAUAGAUGCCACUAUACUCUUUAAUGAGAAGUUUGGUUCCUACCAUAAAGGUCAUGGUUACUUCUCCAAUCAUGGGUUUCAUAUGGGCACUCCCAAAUAUUUCUAUAACUGAGCGCAACCUGUUUGAAUCCUGAACUAAGUCAGCUGCAUCAAAGCCUUUUUAUAUUGAAUCAUUCUAAUUUACAAUAUUUUAUUUUUUAUACAUUGUGAUAAUUUGUUUGUGAUGCAGUCAACAAGAAAACUGUCUGGCUAAACAAUGGUUAAGUCUUUCCCAGGAGUGAGCUUAACCCAAUAGCUCCUAUUUCCGGUUCAAAAAACCCCUUUCAAAGUCCUAAGCAAGGAGGGAUAACUCCGUAUUUAAAAAAUCCUUAAAAAUAUGUAUUUUGCAAAAAAUAAUCAAAUUGAAGAUCAAAUACACAUAAACAAACAGAUAACUUUAAAAAAUAGAACUAUAUGUCUAGUUUUAAAAUAUAUAUACGUUUAAUACCACUAGAUUAUAAAAAACUUCAAAAAUACUCAUUUUCCCACGUGGGGGCUUAUACACUGGGGCUAUGGGCCUGUUCGUUUGAAAAAUUAUUUAAAAAAUAAAAACCUUCCCGAUUUUUAUUAAAAAUAGAAUCGGGAAUCUCCAAAAUUAUUUGUAAUCACGCUUGCAACGAGACUAGAAGAAAUCUUGUUUUUAAAAAGUUUAAAUCAAGUCUAUUGAAUAGGGGGUUUUAGAAACGUUCUACAACGGUUUAGGACAAAAACGGGAAAAUGUUUCCAACUGCAGAAGGAGCUAAUGGGUUAAGCUGUAUCUCACAAAUGGAGUUGAGCUUAAGCUGUAUUUCACAAACACCAACUUUCAGAGACUAAAUGACUUGAGUUUUGUUUCUAUGGGCAGAAUAAGGGUAGACAACUGGUCUUAUUUUGAAUAAAAUUAUCAUUUCUCUCGAGUGUGAUAUGAAUCUUGUUGAGCGAGCCACUCUUAUCAAUUGUUACUGCAUCAAAGUGUCCCACUGCUGAGAAGAACUGUGUGUGCCUGGCGAAGUUUUGUUUUCUUCUUGUUAAAACAACUCCAGAAAUAUUUUUUUGACCUCUUCAAUUGGGCAAUAGUUUUCUAAAAACAUUCAGUUUGACCUCCACCUGUUUUGUGCCUUUCAAUCAUCUCAAAGCAAAUUUGUUUACCGAACUUUUUUUUUUGUCCCGAUGUGUAAUUAUAUGCGUAAAAUUUUUUUUUUGCAAGAAAAACUGCCUUAAAAGUGACCUAUACAUAUUUCUUUGCUUUAAAAUAUUUAUAUAUAAACAAUUUGAUAUCAUGAUUGUUUCGAUUAUAUAUUGCUAAAUGUAAUUGGUUAUCAUGCUUACAUAAAUGUUUAUAUUACAAUUCUGUAGUAAUUCAGCUACAAGCAACACAGCUAAAACUUUUUUUUUUUCAUUAAAAUUCAAAGUUUAUUUUUUGUUGUUUUUGCUAUGCGAAUAAAAUACAAAUUAUUUAUGCAUUUUA
Molecule: messenger RNA, 3786 nt
Organism: Biomphalaria glabrata
Lineage: Eukaryota; Metazoa; Mollusca; Gastropoda; Planorbidae
Product: PGAP2-interacting protein-like
Exons: 17
Coding region: 217-2412 (731 amino acids)
Biological process (GO): GPI anchor biosynthetic process
Cellular component (GO): endoplasmic reticulum
Source: RefSeq, a predicted model, not a curated record